Aureobasidium uvarum is the source of this 2097-nucleotide messenger RNA. NCBI's taxonomy places the organism in Eukaryota, Fungi, Ascomycota, Dothideomycetes, Dothideales, Saccotheciaceae. The record is from the annotation of a GenBank genome assembly.
AUGUUGGGAGCUCUUAGAAGGUGCUCCACCGCACUGCCGCGCAGUGUUGCUCACAUCUCGACCGCACCCAGAAUCUCUGCUGUUUCAAAAAUCUCAAGGCCAUACAACGCAGCUCUCAUCACCAGAAGCCUGCACCAGAGCAGCCAAUGGAAGCAGCAAAAUGCCGCCGUCGCUGAGGACGAGGGUCUUGGUUUUCAGUCCGAGCAAAACGACAACGGCCCCAUCACGACCUUCGCCGACCUAGGCAAGAGACAACUGGUCAGCAAAGGAGUCGUCCAGACUCUGAUCAAGGACAUGGGCCUCGAGAACAUGACCGAAGUUCAGACAGCAACAAUCAACCAGGCUUUGAACGGCAACGACAUCCUCGCCCAGGCCAAGACCGGUACCGGCAAGACCCUGGGUUUCCUGAUCCCCGUUCUGCAGAACAUCCUCAAGACCGACUCUUCUCUGGGUGAGCGCAGUAGAGGCUACGCCGCUCGUAGAGGCAACAGAACCACCGCCGACGACAUCCGCGCCAUCAUCGUCUCGCCCACCCGUGAGUUGGCCGAACAGAUUGCCGUCGAGGCAAAGCGUCUCGUUGCAAACACUUCGGUCAUUGUACAGACGGCAGUAGGAGGAACACAAAAGUCCGCUGGUCUGCGCGCCAUCCAGCGCCAGGGUUGCCACAUCUUGGUCGGUACCCCCGGUAGACUGAAGGACAUCUUCAGCGACAAGUACUCUGGUGUCGAGGCUCCCGGUCUUGACGCCCUGGUCUUUGACGAGGCCGACCGUCUGCUCGACCAGGGUUUCUGGCCCGAGAUCCAGGAGAUCAUGAACUUCUUGCCCAAGCCCGAGGAGAAGAGCCGCCAGACUCUCAUGUUCAGUGCCACUGUGCCCAACGAGGAGCCCACCCACGCUCGUGUUCCUCAGCACCUGGUUACUGUCAAUGGCUUGGAGAACACCGUCCCUGCUAUUGUUGAGCUGUGCAAGAACGCCAUUGCCGAUGCCUCUCAGCCUGACGCUCGCCCCUUCAAAGCUAUCAUCUACUUCAACUCGACUGCCGAAGUCACAUUGGCUUCCGCCGCUCUCACCGAGCUUCCUGUUGACGAAGACUCUGUCCAGCCCCAGCAAGACACUCGCAGCCGCUUCCGCACUGUUCCAAGUGCUCUCUACCCUGCUCGUAUCUUCGAGAUCCACUCGCGCCUGAGUCAAGCCCAGCGUACACGUGCCUCCGACAAUUUCCGCAAGUGCUCUUCUGGUAUCUUGGUAUCCUCUGAUGUCACUGCCCGUGGUAUGGACUUCCCCAAUGUCACCCACGUUAUCCAAGUUGGUAUGCCUCGCGAUCGCGAGACUUACAUUCACCGUAUUGGCCGUACCGCUCGUGCUGGUAAGGAGGGUCAAGGUUGGUUGAUCUCUCCCAUGAUCGAGGCUCAGGAUCUUCCUCGCAAGCUCAGAGAUCUUCCUCUGAAGAAAGACACUACCCUGGCUACCGCAUCCGUCGACAUGACCCGUGAAGCAGACGUCCCCAGAUCUGCUGCAACCAUCUUGGCCCAGGUCGCCGAGGCAUACAAGCGUGUUCCCAUGCAGGCCAAGGGCGAUGCUUACAGAGGCUACAUCGGCACCUACGGCUUCAUCCGCAAGAAGGCUCUUGUCAAGGCUAUCAACAACCUCUCCCGCUACGCCUGGGGCAUGUCCACUCCUCCAGAGAUCUCAUCCGCUCUUGCCAGACGCGUUGGCCUCACAAGAGUACCCGGCUUGAACAUCGAUGGAAGAAUCAUUGAGGGCAACAUCGACGACGUUGAUGACAGACCCAUUCGCAGCAACGACAACGGUUUCGGCUAUGGCGGCGGUCGCAACCGUCCAUACUCAAACGACCGUAAUGAAGGUGGCCGUGGAGGCUUCGGCCGUGGCGGCUUCGGCGGCGGUCGUGACAAUGAUCGCAGAGGUGGCUUCGGUGGUGACCGUGGUGGCUUCAGCAGAGGCGGCGAGCGUGGUGGCGAGCGCGGUGGCGAGCGCAGAGGUGGAUUCUCAGGUGGAUUCUCCAGCAGAGGAGGCGACAGAACCUUUGGCGGAGAGAGCAGAGGUGGUUUCAGCAGAGGAGGUGGUGAUCGUUACUAA